Messenger RNA from Erinaceus europaeus (western European hedgehog), 6941 nucleotides. It is a transcript of the gene MAP4, whose product is annotated as microtubule associated protein 4. NCBI's taxonomy places the organism in Eukaryota, Metazoa, Chordata, Mammalia, Eulipotyphla, Erinaceidae. The transcript is spliced from 20 exons. The record is from RefSeq and is a predicted model, not a curated record. Gene Ontology annotation, biological process: microtubule cytoskeleton organization; neuron projection development. Gene Ontology annotation, molecular function: microtubule binding. Gene Ontology annotation, cellular component: neuron projection. The coding region runs from base 153 to 6713 and encodes 2186 amino acids.
GGGGGUGUUGGUGCAGAGUAUUCUUCUUGAAGGAGGACAGUGCCUGCUGGCAGGCCCCCAGGAGCCUAGGGAGCCUCGAGAUCCACGUGUGUCAGUGAGAACUCUCCACAGACUGCUUGCGUGGAACCCUAAAGCAGUUGCAGUGGUGCAGGAUGGCUGACCUCAGUCUUACAGAUGCAUUGACAGAACCAUGUCCAGAAGUUGAGGAGGAGAUAAAACGGGACUUCAUAGCCACGCUGGAGGCAGAGGCCUUUGAUGAUGUUGUGGGAGAAACUGUUGGGAAAACGGACUAUAUUCCUCUCCUGGACGUUGAUGAGAAAGCUGGGAAUUCGGAGUCAAAGAGGAAGCCGUGCUCAGACACUAGUCAGGUUGAAGGUAUUCCGUCUUCUAAAACAACGGUGCUAGCCAAUGGUGAUGAUGGGAUAGAAAGGAGUAAUGCCGCAGGGUUUCCAACUGAAUUUCUUGACGAGAAAAUGGCCUACCAGGGAUAUCAGAAUAAUGAAAGCUGGACAGAAAAUACACACUUGGCCUUCGAACCUGAGCAAGUUGUGAAUCCAGUCCAACUUGAUCCGUUUAAGACACACCAUGAUGAUGGCCUGGAAGAUUCGCUCUUUCUCCUCGGUGGGACAGCUGAUGCUUCAGCAUUUGCAGAACAAAAGGGGUCUCUGAAUAGGAGUUACGAUGUCUUUACCUGUGGCACACUUGCUCCACCAGCUGUUGGGCCUCGGGGGCUGUCUGUAGAAGCCCCAGCUUCUCCUCACUCAGAGUCCUUCACUUCCCCAGAGUUCAUGGCACAACUUCUGCAGCCCAGCACAGACCAUAUUGAGGAGCUAGGAGUGGCACCAGCAGGUGAGAGGGCACCAACAGAAGCUUUGGAAGUAAUGAAGGAACUGAACUCUGUUGAAACAGAAGUGACCCCUGCACCAGUCACAGAAACAGAAAUGAUACUACCUACUAUGGAACCACCUACCCAGUCAGAUGUGGUGCUCAAGGACAUGGAAUCAUCUAUGGAAUCAAACAUAGCUCUGGUCAAAGACAUGGUACUACCCACUGAAGGAAAGGAGACCCAGUCAGAUGUGGUACUCAAGGACAUGGAAUCAUCUAUGGAAUCAAACACGGCUCUGGUCAGAGACAUGGUACUACCCACUGAAGGAAAGGAGACAGUAGUUCAAGAUGUUGCAUUGCCCCCAGAAGUAGAUAUGUAUUCUGCCAAGGACAUGGUACUGCCCACUGAAACAGAGGAAGCCCCAGCCAAGGACAUAACAUUAUUCAAAGAAACAGAAGGGACACCACCUGUAAAAAUGGAUUCAAUUCCAUUUGAGGGCAUGAUACCGCCCACAGACAGAGAGAUUGCCCCAGACAAGGGAGUAAUAUCAAUACCAAAAGUAGAAGCAACACUGGAUAAGAAUUUUGCAUCAUCCCCAGAAAUAUCUUCAGCCGAAGAGAUGACUUUGUCCUCAGAAACAGAAGUGGACCUUACUGGGGAUAUGACACUUCCCCUAGAAGCAAAGGUGGCUUUGACCAAUGAAGUUGCACUGCCUCCCAAAAUGGAGGUAGUCCCAUCCAAAAACAUGUCUCCCCUUCCAGAAACAGAAGUGGACCCAGUCAAGAACGUGGUUCCUCCUCCAGAGGUGACCUUGGCCAAGGAUGUGACUCCACCCCAAGAAAUAGACACUUUCCUGAGCAAAGAUAUGACUCUGUCUCCCAGAUCAGAUAUCACCACGGCCAACAGUGUGACUCCAGCCAAGGAUAUGUCACCACUUUCAGAAACAGAAGUCUUACAAGUUGCGGUUAAGGACAUGGAAAUUACACAGACACAGAAAGAAAUCAGGGAGGGUUCCCAGUCGGAGUCUAUGCAGAAUGAAGAACAGCCAGCUGCAUCUCCAGUCCUGAUGUCACCAGACCCAGUCACAGCCACGGGCCAAAAGUACAACUUACCAACAAAUGAAGACUUUGUGUUAGAGAAGGUAGAGCAGGAGAAACCAUUCGGCAGCCAACCUCCUAAACUUUCUCCAGAGGACUCAGGUUCCCCUGCCCCACAGACCAAACAAGCUCACAGACCCACGGACCGCAGGUCCACCCGGACCAGGCCUGCUAGGGUCCCUCCCGAGCUGCGGGGAGGCUCUUCUCCAUGGAUGACUCUUGAUCCUAAGCUGGGUUCCUGCUCUUUGUCUGAAUUGGGUUGUGUUUCUGGUUUGUCUUCCUGUGGUGAGCCUGGAAACCAAAGGAAAACUAUUCAUGUUGACUUCCUUGAGUCCCAGAGAGACCUUGGCAGAGAGGCCUGGGAGACAGAAGGCACACCAAUGACAAUGAAGAAAAAAAGGAAAAAGCCAAAACAAAAGAAGUAUUCUCAACCCCGGCCUGGGGGACCUUGGGAUGACAGUGCAGACAAAUUUACUGGCAGCUUUUUAGCUGACCAGCAAAAAUCGGAGAGUCUCCCCAGCCAGCCUACUACAAUGAGUGUGGAGUGUGGACUGGUAUCCAGAGAAAAUUUGAAAAGGGAAUAUGAAAUUGCCUCCAGAACCAGAUUAGUAGCUGAAAGCUUUGUCUCAGGAAGUCUCAGCAUUCCUGUGUGUCCUCUAAAAGAACCUCUGAACAUGCCGGUCAGUGCUCAGCCCAAGCUGAGAGCAGAGGCAGAGGUCAAAGGUAACAAGCCAUUUCCGAAGAGCCCAAACAAAGCAUUGCCGCAAGCAGAAUGCAAACCACAGUCUGCACUCUCCCCGGGGAUUCUGGAUAAAAGACAGACAGUAGGCUCUCUCAAUCAGAAAGGAACCCUGACAGAGGUUUCUGCACACAAAGUAGAAAGUCCUGUGGAAAUCAGACCUAAAAAGAGUUGCUCUCCUGCCUUGGACCAAGAGCCUGUGGGCGGAAUUUCAAAAUCUGCAGCAGCAAAAGCCCCGCCUACUCUGAUAGCAAGCAACCCAUUAGAAAGUAAUCUGAGGGAAGGAGGUGGUGAGAGUAAAGUUGCUCAACUGGAGAAUGCCAGACAAAAAGAGCUUUCACAAGUCAGUGAAGAGCUAAGACCAGAAAUUUGUUCUAAGCAAAAACAAGAGAUCAGCACCUUUCCUUCUGAGCAGCUGCAAGACAAGGUGUUAGUUCAGGUUCCUGGAGUAGAGAAUGAACCGAUCAAGAGAAGAGCAGGAGAUGGCAAAAGCAGAAAGGGGAAAGGAAGAGCACGAGGCGACUUGUUAACUGCCCUGGGCAGCGAGAGUGAGAGAGCUCUCCUUGUGCUAAGUGAGACAGCCCUUAAAACUGAAACCAUGCCUACUGAGAGUGAAGGCACAGAGCUGGGCCAGGAGUCGUCAGAGGCCGCCACAGCUAAAGCCAGUGAGGCAGUGGUGAUGGGGGCGCCUGAAGACGCAUCAGAGCCUGGGCUGGCAGGCACCUCACAGGCAUUGAUUCCUUUGGGAAGUGAGUCAGGCUUGAGUCAGCCUUCUGGUUCUGGACUCGGAGGAGCAGCUGUAGCCACAGAUGUGGAGGCCAGUCGUGAGGACAAGGAAGGAAAGUGGCCUUGGGGGGGUAGUGAAGCAGCCUCCUGGAUUUCUGAAAAGCCUAAAAAGCGAGGCAGUGAAAGCAAAGCCAAAAAAAUAAAAAAUGAAUAUUCUACACAGCCUGCUAGACCGGAGGGCAAGGGAGAAAACCUCAACUUACCUUCUGUAGGGGAAGAUGGGAGUGCUGGUAUUUCUACCCACGAGAAGAAGGAAUCAGGACUCACUUUCCCCACAAAUCAUGACCCUUUGUUCUCACAUGUAUCAGUAUAUACGGCCACAAUGGGAAUCGUUGCACAAAAGAGUAAAAAUAUUGAGGCUAAUUCUUUAGAGUUUGAGGCCCUUGACAGAAACAAAACAAACAUAGUCAAGGAUUCUGCUGUUACUGAACCAGCUACCAAGGUGACAGAUGUGAGCUGCCAAGAACAAAUCCAGUGGGCAGGAUUUCUUCCUUUAGCUCUGCCUGAGGAGAAUAAGACAGAUGCAGCCAAGGGACACACUGCUCUGACUGACAAACCAAAUAAAAGAAGCAGUGACGGCAAAAGUAAAAAGGUUAAAGAUAGUUUUUCCCAGAACUACAUUGUGGAGAAUAAGAUAGACGCAGCAAAAAUACAUGUUCCCAUGGAAGCCACAAAGGACCACAGGAUAGUAGGAAUGGGUUAUAUGGAUGAAAAUAGAAACAUUGCAUUUCCCUGCCCCAGAACACCGCCAGGCUUGAUGCAGAAGACGGUCUCUGUAGAGACUCUGGAGUCAGCGGCCUGUGAAAAACUGUCCACUCCUAUUCCUCAAGUAAUAAAGGAAAGUGAGUCCCUUCCAGACACCUUGGCAGAAGGUAGGCAAGAGACUGCUCUGACCCACAUUUCUAAAGGGUCAGUGAUAGAUCAUUUCAGCAAAGAUGGAGUCCCAGAGCAAGAAAAAGCCAAGACACACUCUGCUGUCAUGCCCUCUAGAAACACUGGAGGAGUUGCUUUAACUUUCACGGCAGAUACAGAAAAAGGUAACACCCUUGGAGAUAACUACCUUAAAAGUGAAGGUAAGCUUGCUGAACCCAUGAAAAUAGAAGCCGGGGUAGAUGGAGGGCAUGUGAGAGGAGAAUCUGAGUCAGCACCCAGUGGUGCGUGUAAACAUUCAGUAGAGAUAGUUACAGAGGGGCUAGCAGACGGGCACCUUCUCUCAGGAGCAACAUCACAAGACCAAAGCCAACCAGGUGAGGGCAGAGCACAUGCAGCAUGUCCUGUAAAUAAAAAGAAAGAGUCUGAGAAAGGAUCUGUUCCGUUUCAUGCUUCUGAUGUUCUGGGAGACAAAGUACAGAAGUCCAAUUUCUGUGAGGACCAAAAUACUAAAGAGAAAGAUUCAGAGGACCCAGAUGGCUUGAAUAAGAAGGUAUAUGUGACUCCUUUGCCUCCAGAAAAUGAAGAGGCUAGGUUGGAAAAAAAUAGUGCAAUCUCAGAAACAUCGAAAUUCCCAUCAAAUUUCUUAGAUGACAAAGUUGAAGCUACUUCUUUAAGGGUAGUAGAUAAGGAAAUAAUGGCUAUUUCAGAAGGUCUCCAACUCCCAGAACCCAAAGAUAAGACCUUGAAGGCACCCGAGAAAACGACUAAGAAAUCUGAGCCAAAGGCACUGGGAGAAGAAAAAAGCAAAAAUAGAAACAGAGUGGCGGAACCCAUGAAAGGCUACAUGAGGCCUACGAAGUCCCGAGGACUUACUCCACUUUUGCCCAAGUCUUCAAGCCAGGAACAAGAGAGCACCAAGCCACUGAAGCCCCGCGUCAAGCCAGAAGAAGGACAGCCCGUUGUGAGUGUGGCCAGAAAUGACAUCACCACCCCUCCAAACAAGGAGCUGCCACCAAGCCCAGAAAAGAAAGCGCAGCCUCUGGCCACCAUUCAGCCUGCAAAGACUUCAGCAUCGAAAGCCAAAACACAGCCCACUUCUCUCCCUAAGCCACCAGUGCCCAUCACCUCUGGUGGGUUGAAUAAAAAACCCAUGAGCCUUCCUUCAGGCUUAGUACCAGCUACCCCACCCAAACGCCUUGCUGCCACCACUACCAAGCCUUCUACCUUACCUUCAAAAGAUGUGAAGCCCAAGCCUACUACAGAGGCAAAAACUUCUGAGAAGCGGGUAUCACCCUCCAAACCAGCCUCUGCCCCGACCACUCGACCUGGCUCCAAGAGCAUCCAAACUGUCCCAAAAGCCACAGCAGCUACCAAUCUUGCCUCGACUGGGCCAAGCAGCCGGAGCCCCACGACAACAGUGACUAAGAGGCCCUCUGCCGUCAAGACUGAGGGGAAGCCUGCAGACAUCAGGAAGAUGGCUACAAAGUCUACGCCAGCUGACUUGAGUCGCGCAAAGAACACAUCCGCCAGUUCUGUGAAGAAAAGCACUACUGUCCCGGGGGCCACUGUCCCAGCAGGAGUUGCUCCCAGCCGACCCAAACCCACACCGAUGCCUCCCCGGUCAUCCUCUGUGACUCCUUCCGUAGAAAAGAAGCCCAUUUCAGCCAAGUCCAGUUCCUCUGCCCCUAGGCCAAGCCGCCCAAGUACCAAUACUUCUGCCCCUGAUCUGAAGAACGUCCGCUCAAAGGUUGGCUCUACAGAAAACAUCAAACAUCAGCCCGGAGGAGGCCGGGCCAAGGUAGAGAAAAAAACAGAGGCAGCUGCCACAACUCGAAAGCCUGAACCUAAUGCAGCCCCUAAAACAGCCGGCCUAAACUCCAGCGCGCAGAAAUCACCUGCUGGGAAAGUCCAGAUAGUCUCCAAAAAAGUGAGCUACAGCCAUAUUCAGUCCAAGUGUGGUUCCAAGGACAAUAUUAAGCAUGUCCCUGGAGGUGGUAAUGUUCAGAUUCAGAACAAAAAAGUGGACAUCUCUAAGGUCUCCUCCAAGUGUGGGUCUAAGGCCAACAUCAAGCACAAGCCUGGUGGCGGAGAUGUCAAGAUUGAAAGUCAGAAGUUGAACUUCAAGGAGAAGGCCCAGGCGAAGGUGGGAUCCCUCGAUAAUGUGGGCCACCUGCCUGCGGGAGGUGCUGUGAAGACUGAGGGCGGUGGCAACGAGGCCCCUCCGUGUCCGGGCCCCCCCGCUGGGGAGGAGCUGGCCGUCCCUGAGGCAGUGCUCGAAGCUGGCGCCCCCGCUUCAGCCAGUGGCCUCAGUGGCUACACCACCCUGUCAGGGGGUGGUGACCAAAGGGAGGCCCAGGCCUUGGACACCCAGAUCCAGGAGACAAGCAUCUAACGAUGACAUUCUGGUCUCGUCUUCCAUCCCGUGUCUCCCUCUUGUCUCCUUCGUUGCCCCUCCCUCCCCUCCUCCUGUGUCACUGCAGAUUGAGACCUACAGGCUGACGUUCCGGGCAAACGCCAGGGCCCGCACCGACCACGGGGCCGACAUUGUCUCCCGGCCUCCCCACUUCCCUGGCGGCCUGGGCUCAGGCACCCGGGUCCUUGGCUCCCUCCCCCGGGGCCG